AGUUUCGACAAAUUAUUUAGCACAAUAUUAAAAGUGAACUUGUGCGAAUAAUUGAUUAAAAUGGCUAAUAUUAUAUUAUUACAUUUGCCUUUGUUAAUGUCUGUGUGUUUAACUUCGGGAAGUUUAUUAAAAAGGGAUGAAAUUGUUUUUCAUUACAAUAAUACAUAUAAAUACAAUGAACCAUAUACAGUGAAAGUAAAUAAAAACAUUGAAUAUAUUAUGGAAUUUGGAGGGGACGGCAUGGAUGCGUACGACACGCCAGCCCGCGUGACGGUAGCUAGCAAUUUCGCCAAUCGCACCUACCCAUUGUUCGUCACAGCGAGGCAGCAGAAAGGUGUAUUCUCAUGGCAAUUACCAAUGUUGGUACAAACGCCAGUCUCCCUGGAGCAGUUUAGCAACAUAUCCCGCACUCUAUGCCCUCACAACAACCUCUUCUCGGAAGACCAAGACACCUGUGACAUAUCACCCUUAAACAUUCCAAUAAUACAUCUAACGUCCUCCUCACCUGAAUCAAUCCAGGUGACAAUACUAGUCGAGACCGUGGAAGACUUUUACAUACAACUAGACUCGGUGACGAACCUGACGAGCACGCCUAGCCAGCCGAAAUACUAUUUCUAUCCAUUCGAUCAAAAGAAUAACAUAAAUUUGAAUACGCAGAGUCUAAAGAGGAAGUAUAGGUGCAACCAGAAAUUAAACAAGGAGGAACAGCAGGAAUUGGACAGUUACUUCGUCCGCAGCAACUUAGAGAUUCGUAAUUACGGAUGGUUCUCAAAACCGAAGAGCGUGAUCGUCAUGAUCGAGUCAGAUGACGACAUCUGCGCUGUUGUCUCCAUACAGAAUUUUUCUUGUCCAGUUUUUGACAACGAGCGAGAUAUUCUCUACGAUGGUUACUACUUGACAAUGACGCGUCGUGGUGGCAUUACUUUGACGCAAGAUACCUUCCCACUGGGUUUCUACAUCGUAUUCAUAGUCAAGACAUCAGACGGCGACUGCACUGAGGGUAAACCCUCCAACGGGACUCUGCCAAAGAUGGCGCAUUACUUUGGGUGGACUGAACAAACAGUUGAAGUUGCCAGCAGCGAUGGACGGGUUAAGAAGUUCAGUUUCAGAAUAAUCCAAACAAUAUCCUACCAGGAGUACAUAAUAGCGGCUACAGUGGCACUGUCUUUCUUCUUAACAUUCUACGUCGCGUUCUUCAUCGCUAUCUUCUGCAACAGAAAGAGCCACGACACCAACGUGGAAUCCAGUCAGAGUGAAGAAGGCCUCAUUACCUCUCCUAACCUACCCCACGACAACGAGAACGUAACCGAUCUACCAAUCAACGUAGCGAGACGUCGACGUAACGUCAUGUCAAACAGUGCCGAGAGUACGUCGCGUCUCGUCGGAGACGGAGACAACACACAGCGUAGUGAAGGCAGUUCGUCGUCUGACACUGAAUCGGAUUUCUCCACUUUAGACGACGCUAACACUGACAAAGACAUAUACCGGCACGGUACGAGACUCUGUGUGGCUAAUUUAGCUAGAUGUCGUCCUAGAGUGUUAUCAGCCCGAUCAAAGAUGUACUUAUGGAACGUUUUAACUGUAGCAAUAUUUUAUACAUUGCCUGUUAUACAACUUGUUGUAACAUAUCAAAGGCUUCUAAACCAAUCUGGUAAUCAAGACUUAUGCUACUUCAAUUUCCUGUGUGCCCACCCCCUAAUGGUGGUGUCGGACUUCAACCACGUAUACUCCAACCUCGGGUACAUUCUUCUCGGCGUGCUGUUCCUUCUUCAGGUGUGGAGGCGGCAUCGGAUGCAGGUCAAGUUACAGCACCAAAAGGACGUCGGCAUCCCUCAGCACUUCGGUUUAUUGUACGCUAUGGGCGUGGCGCUAGUCAGCGAAGGGUUGCUGUCUGCCGCUUAUCACGUCUGCCCCAAUAGCAUGAACUUCCAGUUCGACACGUCGUUCAUGUACGUGACGUCAGUCCUCUGCAUGGUGAAAAUCUACCAAUCACGGCACCCCGACAUCAACGCAAGGGCUCACGCCACUUUCGGUGUCCUAGCACUGAUUAUAUUCGUCGGUCUGGUGGGUGUACUGAACGCAAAUUUUUACUUCUGGAUCGCGUUCACAAUACUGCACUUGGUCACGUGUCUCGUUAUGACGUUCCAGAUUUAUUAUCUUGGCAGAUUUAGACUUGACGGUGGCGUUGUCUACCGCGCGGUGAGAGAGUUAGUGACACGUCCUCUUGCCGCCAUUACACCGACGUACUGCGGGCGAUGCGUGUUACUGAUCAUCGCGAACCUCGCCAAUUGGGCCAUUGCUGCUUAUGGGGUCACGCAGCACAGUAAGGACUUUGCAUCACAUUUGCUGCUCGUACUAAUGAGCAACCUGUUCUUAUAUACGCUCUUCUACAUAGUCAUGAAGUUGCUACAUAGAGAAUCUAUAAGGUGGUAUAGUUGGGUGUUCAUAGCUUUAACUUAUACAGUUUGGUUCAGCUCAAGUUACUUCUACCUAGACCAGAACACAAAUUGGGCGCUCACCCCAGCACAAUCUCGACAAAGCAACAGCGUGUGUUCCCUUCUGCAAUUAUAUGAUUCCCAUGACAUUUGGCACUUUAUGUCUGCAACUGCGAUGUUUUUCAGCUUCAAUAUGUACCUUACUAUAGACGAUAAUCUUAAUAACGUGCCUCGAAGUGAAAUAACAGUGUUUUAGCCGCUAUUUGAUCUCUACAUUACUGUUAUGAUAUCCUAGUUUUUUUUUAUCAGCUAAUGCAGUGUUUUAUAGCUGCAUUUGUGAUAUAUUCAAUUUUAAUACGACUCCAGGAGUCAAUAUGCUUGAAUAUCAUGACCAACGCAAAGUGUGAAUACCCCUUAGUGUAAGAAGGUCACAUGUGCAAUAUGA
Hyposmocoma kahamanoa is the source of this 2880-nucleotide messenger RNA. RefSeq names its product SID1 transmembrane family member 1-like (gene Wee1). NCBI's taxonomy places the organism in Eukaryota, Metazoa, Arthropoda, Insecta, Lepidoptera, Cosmopterigidae. The coding region runs from base 61 to 2691 and encodes 876 amino acids. The record is from RefSeq and is a predicted model, not a curated record. Gene Ontology annotation, cellular component: membrane. The transcript has 20 exons.